GUAUAACCCGCCUGCAGCGCCUUUCCCCCAUAUAGCAGGGUGCUGCCCUGCAGCUGCUUCACCUGUAACUUGCAAGCUUGCAACACGUUAAGCAGGACACCGAUCAACGUGUCCAUCCUCUCUUUGUCUUCCUCCCUUGGGCUUUGCCCGCGUAAGACGCAGUUGCUCUGUUCAUUUGAAUCUGUGCAUAUUAUAGAGCAAGGAUGACAGGGGACUUGGCGGCGGGAACGCCCGGUCCGCCCGGCAAGCCAGCCGUGCUGGCAAAGGGCCUGGAGCGAAUCUUACUACUUAAGCGUGUUACGGGCGUAAGCAGAUUGGACGUAUGGCCAUUCCUCGUGCUAUAUGCGCUGAUCCUGGUCAAGACGUUCUAUCACGCGAGCCGGUUUGAAUGGGAGAUGUUCACGUACCACUGCUAUGGCAUGGCGGGAGCCGCGGUUUUGAACAUUCUGACACAUCUGUUCACGCACUGGAGCAUCCGCUUCCGCGCGUAUGCCUCCACGGCUGCGAUUGCGGACAUCGACGACGGGGAGUGCGUCCUGGUGGUGCCCGUCAAGUUCAAUGGCAGCACAGAGCUGGUGCCGCUGGAUCGGCGGAUCGUGAAGGAGGGCAUCACGGAAACGGAGGAGCUGAGCUUUGACUUCCGGCGGCAACGCUUCGUGUACGACCCCUCCCGGCACGCCUUUGAGAAGCUGAGGUUCCCGGACAAGGAGACGUUUGAGUUCUACGGCAAGGCCAGCGGCCACGGCUCAGAGGCCAAGCAGCUGGCCGCGUUUGACCGCUACGGCCCCAACAAGGUGGACGUGCCGCUGCCGGCCUUCAGCGAGCUGCUCAAGGAGCACCUGGUGGCGCCCUUCUUCGUGUUCCAGGUGUUCUGUGUGGCUCUGUGGGCCCUGGACGAGUACUUCUACUACUCGGCCUUCACGCUGUUCAUGCUGGUCACCUUUGAGAGCACCGUGGUGGGCCAGCGCCUGCGCAACCUCAAGGAGCUGCGCAGCCUGCAGACGGCCAAGCAGCCCAUCUUCGUGUACAGGAGCGGCAAGUGGGAGCUGAUGCCGGGCGAGUCGCUGCUGCCCGGAGACGUCAUCUCCAUCGGCCGACCCACCAGCGACUCCUCCGGCUCCGGCGGCGACCAGGUGGUGCCCGCCGACUGCCUGCUGCUGGCCGGCAGCUGCAUCGCGGAGGAGGCGGUGCUCACGGGCGAGAGCACGCCGCAGUGGAAGAGCAACAUCGGCGACGAGGUGUCGUCCGAGUCCGCCGGCCGCUCGCGGUUGUCCAACAAGGCGCACAAGCACCACAUCCUGUUCGGCGGCACCAAGAUCCUGCAGCACAGCGGCGACAAGGCGGCGCGCAUCCGUACCCCCGACGGCGGCUGUCUGGCGGUGGUCCUACGCACCGGCUUCGAGACGGCGCAGGGCCGGCUGAUGCGCACCAUCCUGUUCUCCACGGAGCGUGUGUCCGCCAACAACGCCGAGGCGGGGCUGUUCAUCGCCUUCCUGCUGUGCUUCGCGCUGGCGGCCGCCUACUACGUGCUGGUGCACGGACUGGAGGACCCCACCCGCAGCCGCUUCAAGCUGUUCCUGAACUGCGUCAUGAUCGUCACCUCCGUCAUCCCGCCCGAGCUGCCCAUGGAGCUGUCGCUGGCCGUGAACGCCUCGCUGCUGGCGCUGGCCAAGAAGCGCGUGUUCUGCACCGAGCCCUUCCGCAUCCCCUUCGCCGGCAAGGUGGAGGUGUGCUGCUUCGACAAGACCGGCACGCUGACCUCGGACCACCUGCUGCUGGAGGGGCUGGUGGGAGACCCCGAGCCGCGCCCGCCGCCGCCGCCCGCAGCCACACCCGCCGGCGAGGAGGGCGGCGCCAGCAGCAAGAGCGGCAAGCGCGUCAAGUUCAGGGACGAGCCCAAGGAGCUGGGCAAGGCCAAGGCCGGCGGCGACCUGGAUGCGGACGAGCUGGCAGACCCGCACCUGAUCAAGGACCCCAGGCGCUUCGGCGCACGUGCCACCCUGGUGCUGGCGGCGUGCCACAGCCUGGUGCAGGUGAUGGCUCAGGAGGAUAGCAAGGACAAGGAGAAGGAGAAGGCUGACAAGGACAAAGCGGACAAGGACAAGAGCGGUGGCGGCAAGGAGAAGGACAAGGAGAAGGACAAGGAGCGGGAGAGCGAGGUGGUGGGAGACCCGCUGGAGAAGGCGGCGCUUGAGACCACCAACUGGUCCUUCUCGGGCGGCAGCACGGGCGGCGGCGGCGGCGGCAGCGGCGUGGACAUGUCGUUCUCGCCCGACCGCCGCGUGCGCGCCACACUGCUGCACCGCUUCCACUUCUCGUCGCACCUCAAGCGCAUGUCGGCGGUGCUCCGGGUGGAAGACGACACGCCCGGCCUCCUGGGCGCCUCGCCCUACGCCUACGGCGACAGCCCGGCGCCCGGCGCCGUGCCGCCGGGGCCUGCCGCCACCGGGCCGCAGUUCGUGGUGGUGGCCAAGGGCGCACCGGAGGUGAUCAAGGGCCUGCUGGCCUCGGUGCCCUCCGACUACGACGCCCAGUACAGGCGUUACGCGGCGGAGGGCGCCCGCGUCAUUGCGCUGGCGCACAAGGCGCUGUCGCCGGACCUGGACUCGACCUCGGUGCGGGCGCUAAGCCGGGAGGCGGUGGAGUCGGAGCUCAACUUCGUGGGCUUCGCGGUGUUCCAGUGCCCGCUCAAGCCCGAGAGCGAGCCGGCGCUCAAGGAGCUCAGCCAGUCGGCGCACCAGCUGCUGAUGAUCACGGGCGACGCGCCGCUGACGGCCUGCUACGCGGCGGCGCGGGUGCACAUCGUGACGCGGCCGGUGCUGGUGUUGGGCCACGUGGAGGAGGACCGGGGACACGCGGGCGGCAGCGCGGGGGCGCGGGAGCCCGGCACGGAGCCGGACGCGGCGUUCGUGUGGUCCAGCCCGGACGAGGCGGUGCAGCUGCCCUUCAGCCGCGUGUGGGACGACAUGCUCAAGGUUGCCUCCGAGUACGACCUCUGUGUCAGCGGCGACGCGCUGGCGCACGCCGCCGCCGUGGGCGCAGCCGACAAACUCAUCCCGCUGUGUCAGGUGUUUGCGCGUGUGUCGCCCGACCAGAAGGAGCUGGUGGUGAAGACGCUGCGGGCGCACGGGGCGGUGACGCUCAUGUGCGGAGACGGCACUAACGACGUGGGCGGACUCAAGGCUGCACAUGUGGGCGUGGCACUGCUGACGGCCAGCGAGGGCUCCAAGAAGAAAAAGAAGAAGGACAAGGAGAAGGAGAAGGAAAAGCCCGUCGUCAAGAAGGGCCAGGGCACACUCAAGAUGGAGGAGUGGAUGCGGAAUAACCCCGGCAAGCCCGUGACGCCGCAGAUGGAGCGCUGGGCCAAGAUGAUUGACCAGAUGGAGGGCGCUGCCGGACCCAUGGACGCCGACCUGCCCAUGCUCAAGCCCGGCGACGCCUCCAUGGCCUCGCCCUUCACCGCCAAGGCCACCAGCGUGGCGCCGGUCACCGACAUCAUCAAGCAGGGCAGGUGCACGCUGGUGACGACGGUCCAGAUGUUCAAGAUCCUGGGCCUGACCUGCCUGUCCACCGCCUACUCGCUCAGUGUGCUGUACCUGCAGGGCGUCAAGCUAAGCGACACGCAGGCCACGGUGACGGGCAUGCUGUCCGCCGCGCAGUUCCUGUUCAUCAGCCAGGCCAAGCCGCUGGAGGCGCUGGGCCCGGUGCGGCCGCACCCCACCAUCUUCAACGCCUACUUUUUCGGCUCGCUGCUGGGGCAGUUCGGAGUGCACCUGGCGCUGCUGAUCUACUUUUACCGCAUGGCCCUGGCCGCCAUGCCCGAGACCGACCGCCUGGGCAGCGACAGCGAGUUCAAGCCCAACCUGGUCAACACCGUGUGCUACAUCGUGCAGGCCGUGGUGCAGAUGAUGACGUUCGCGGUCAACUACGUGGGGCACCCCUUCAACAGCAGCCUGGUGGAGAACCGCGGGCUCUUCAACAGCCUGCGCAUCAGCGCCGCCUUCCUGUUCGUGGUGGCUACAGAGAUCGUGCCGGACAUCAACAACUCCAUCGGCAUGGUGCCUAUCCCCCAGAACAUCAAGGCGCAGCUGAUCACGCUGUGCUUCGCCGCCUUCGUGGGCACCUGGCACCUGGAGCGCCUGCUGCGCGCGCUGUUCCCCGCGCCCAUCCCGCCCGCCAAGGGCUACCAGGUCUACGCCGCCGACGUGAAGCGGCUGCAGCGGGCCGGAGUCAUCCGCAAGAAGCUGGAGUGAUGUGGCCUAGAGGGCUCUGAUGUGGAUUCGCGGGCUCUGAUGUGUACCGUAGUAGAGGGCCUUGGUGUGGCAUAGAGCGACGUGGGGAGUCUGAGCGGUUGAGGGCAGGGACUGGGCUGCUGGGUCCGAGAGCUGGGCUGGGCCCAGGAGUUUUGCAAGGGCCCAGAGCCAAGCUGGUUCGCUGUGGGCGAGGCUGCUGAGGAGCAAGGAGCUCGACUGAUGUGGCGGGGGAUGGCUGCUGAGGGGGUGGGUGGAGAGAGGCCCAUUGACGGCGCACAUCAGGACGUCACGGCACAGGGGAGGAAACUUAGUGAGCGGGCGAGUGACCCACAGUGACGGGUGCAGUGGCGCUUGCGACACGGAGAGGCGGAGCAGACGUGUGGAUGGGGAGGCUGGGGCGAGAGGUUGGGAUGGGGUGGGGUGGGGGGGUCGUGACAGGUGGUCAAGGUGGGUGGCAGUCAGCCCGUAUGCGGGCUAUCGUACCACUGGUGUGGGACCAGUCGGCGGCGAAGGGCUGGGCAGGGCUGGACGCGUGCAGGAAGGAUGCGGUGGGCUUGGGUGCUAGCUCUUGUGCAGAGCGACAGGUAGCACGUUCUGGAAGGAUUGCAGGGCUGCAGCACGAGAGCGCGCGGACAUUGUGCUGCCUGUGGCGGCAAGCUUGUAAUGUCGGCCUGAG
Chlamydomonas reinhardtii is the source of this 4929-nucleotide messenger RNA. RefSeq lists its product as uncharacterized. Gene Ontology annotation, biological process: intracellular calcium ion homeostasis. NCBI's taxonomy places the organism in Eukaryota, Viridiplantae, Chlorophyta, Chlorophyceae, Chlamydomonadales, Chlamydomonadaceae. Gene Ontology annotation, cellular component: endoplasmic reticulum membrane. Gene Ontology annotation, molecular function: ATP hydrolysis activity; P-type ion transporter activity; ATP binding. The transcript is spliced from 35 exons. The record is from RefSeq and is a predicted model, not a curated record. The coding region runs from base 396 to 4253 and encodes 1285 amino acids.